Aspergillus nidulans FGSC A4 is the source of this 213-nucleotide messenger RNA. RefSeq lists its product as uncharacterized. The record is from RefSeq and is a predicted model, not a curated record. The coding region runs from base 1 to 213 and encodes 70 amino acids. The transcript has 2 exons. NCBI's taxonomy places the organism in Eukaryota, Fungi, Ascomycota, Eurotiomycetes, Eurotiales, Aspergillaceae.
AUGUCCUCCCUCAACUCCUGCGAAGCCUGCACCCACCGCGGCCUGUUCUGCAGCGGAGGGCCCCAGGCUGCUAUUCGUGUCUUCGAGGUGGCUUUAUCUGCGCCGCCAAAAACUACCGCGAUUGUCCUGUCGUCUCUCAGCCGGCAUGAUUUCAUCUCUAUGCAAUAUCUCCGCGAAAACGAAGUCAUCCGCGCACCACAGGUUGCGCAUUAG